UCCAUAAUGCCUGCUUGAACUUACCCUUCCAGUUGUUUUUGGUGAUUCAACAUGGCAGUAAUAGCAAAGGUUGUUGUGUUGGUUCUCAUUGCUAGUUUCAGUAAUGUCUUCUGUCUUCCAAAGAGAGAUGUUGUUGUUGUCGUCAAUAUUGAGGUUGAUUGUUCUACAACACCAAAUCCCAACAACCAGACCCAAACUGAAGCUGAGGGUGGUGCAAGUGAAGAUUUCCAAGCAGGCACUCCAGCUCCUAAUGCCAACAAUCGGACUGCUACUGCACAACCUGAUGUUACUGAUGGGGCAAGUGAAGAUGAUGUGGUAACUUCAACCCCAAGUCCCCAAAACCAGACAACACCUGCUGUCCAAACUGGAGAUGCUGGAGAUGGGACAAGUGAAGAUGAUGUGGUAACUUCAACCCCAAGUCCCCAAAACCAGACAUCAACUGCCACAGAUGGUCCAAGUGAAGAUGCUGAGGUUGCCGUGACAACCCAGAAUGCCCAAAACCAGACUACAUCAACCCACACUGUAGGAACUGAUGGUGUUAGUGAGGAUCAUGUGUUGACCUCUGUACUGAACCUGCAAAAUGGGACCACCUCUGCCCAAGAUGGAAUCACCAUUACUGACUCCUGCAGUGAUCCCUCAAAAUGCUAACAUCAAUGGCACUCCUUCAGUCAUGGGCUUUCUCCAUUUUUGUAUUCAAUAAAGGCCAGAUUUUCUUAACCAA
Molecule: messenger RNA, 721 nt
Organism: Alosa alosa (allis shad)
Lineage: Eukaryota; Metazoa; Chordata; Actinopteri; Clupeiformes; Clupeidae
Product: glycogen [starch] synthase-like
Exons: 8
Coding region: 52-648 (198 amino acids)
Source: RefSeq, a predicted model, not a curated record